This is a messenger RNA of Colletotrichum destructivum, 1012 nucleotides long. Its product is annotated as Putative mycotoxin biosynthesis protein UstYa. The record is from RefSeq and is a predicted model, not a curated record. NCBI's taxonomy places the organism in Eukaryota, Fungi, Ascomycota, Sordariomycetes, Glomerellales, Glomerellaceae. Gene Ontology annotation, biological process: mycotoxin biosynthetic process. Bases 85 to 993 code for a protein of 302 amino acids. The transcript has 5 exons.
AGAAUCUGGAAUUCAUGAGUAAAAUGCCUUUUCAGUGAUCCUACCCUACAACCAACACCGUGUAUCUCCCCAAAUACGGCGACAAUGAGUACUCGACCUCACUAUGAAUUAUAUGCUAUCGUUCAUGGUCACCUAGUGUCCACGAUCAACUGGCUUCGCCUCCGGCUCGAAAGUUUGCGAUCCGCGUCACAAAACCACAACGAAGCCUCUUACAAUGCACUGAACAAAGAAGAAUAUGAUUCCGAUGAUCUUCAUCCAACGAUCGGUCGGCCUCCCUUGACGUGGCGGUGUUUAGCCCUAGGGUUGGCUGAACGCUUGGUGUGGAUGCUUUGCAGCGCCGUUCUUUUGUCGGUCGUUGUGAUCCAGCACUUCAACACUCAGAUGCACUCUUACGAGACUGGUUUCGCCACUGAUCUUGCUGUGGCAACACCACACAUUGCGAUCCAAGAGAUUGUCUACACUGGCGGGGUUGUCCGCAAUGACGAAGGAAAGCUUGUCUUGGAUCACUCAGGGGCAUCGACCAUCUACGUCGGCGAGCCGUCAGCCGAACUAGACGAGAGUUGGGACCGACUGGAAUCAGCCAUCGAGAUCACGCUUCAAAGCCACGAGGCCAAGACGAAAGAUGGUCAGAUGCUUGAUACGAUGCAAUCUGAGGGCGAAUAUAGAACCAGCCUCGAUGUCGUCCACUCACUCCAUUGUCUGAACCAGCUGCGCAAGGUUUUGUAUCGAGAAUAUUAUUUCCCAAAUAGGCCCAACGAGUUCUUCUACACACACAUGAACCACUGCAUCGAUCAUCUGCGACAGGCCCUCCAGUGCCACGCUGAUCUCACGCCGCUCAACUACAAAUGGAGCGAGGAGCACGACCGGGCCCUGCCGACGUGGUCGUCUAAGCACACGUGCCGGGACUUUGACAAAAUGUUGAGAUGGGACUUUACAAUGACAGGAAAACCUCUUUCAGAGACUAAAGAGUACAAGAGUCACCAGGGUAGCUAGCUAAGUAUCUGUAAGCAAU